AUGUCUCUCCAGGACAACAUUGAGAGUCUUGUGAACAUGGGUUUUGACGCCGCUGUUGCGCGUGCAGCGCUCGAGCGGGCAAAUAAUAACAUUGAGGUUGCCGUCAAUUACAUCUACGCGGACUCCGCAGGAGAGUUGCCCUCCUACAACGGGCAAGCGGCAGCCUUGGGGCCCGUCCAUGACGGCCGCAGCGCCUCUACGGCGAUCCCAAUCGAGGACGAUAUCAGAGACAAGAUUGCCAGUUACGGCUAUGGUGCAGAUAAUCAGGAGAUCCGAUUGGACUCUGACGAGUCGGAGCAUGAGGCUUUGCCCAAAUAUGACGUCUACGACGACAUUUCGCGGUACAUUAGAGUACCAGAAGUUCCUGGAGUUUUGCUUCCAGUGAAAGUCGAUCUUCUAGAGGGCUAUUUCGCUCCAUUGUUGAUGGUUCUGAGCAACAUUCCCGCUUUCAGAGAUACAAUUCUAGAGCAUGAAUUUGAAGACUACGGGUACUCGCCGUACUGGUGGAAAAAAGAGCGGUGUCUUGCGAAUGCGGACGUGGCCAUGGAAGUCCAGAGACUCGUAGCGUUCCUGUCUGCAGACUCGAAAAGAGCUUUCGCCUCUAUUAGGACGCUAAUUGAUGCCAGUGCAAAACUGAUCACAGACGAUUACGAGAGCAUUUCGGAGUUUAUUCAAUUCAUUUACAGCACCAUUAUCGAGCUGUUCGGGAAUUUGGGCUGGACAUCCAAGGAGCGGCUGGCCGACCUGUUCACUUCACGGUUCCAGUUUGAGAACGACGAAACCCAGACACACCGCAUCUUCCCUGUCGAGUCAAACUAUUUCUACAAGGACAUCUACCGGAUCAUGCACUCCCUUUUGUGGGGCAAGGAUUUAAGUCGCAUAGCUCAGCACAGCUUUGUGCGACUCAGUGAUGUUUUGACGAUCAGCUUUGAAGGAAACGGCGACACUGUUCCUGGAGGCGGGUUUGAGCUUACAGAGGAGUUCUACCCUCAAAUUUACACAUCCGAGUAUGAGAAGCUGGUGGUGGAAAAAUUUCAGCGGAUCAGCGAGUUAAGAGAAGAGGUGAGCAAGAUCAAUGGUCAGAACAUGCAGCUCAAGGCAUUCAAAGGUAAACGUGUUGCUGCGUUGCUCGAGUCCACUCUCAACCACUUGUCUUCUCUUGGCGAAGACGAAAAAAUCCAAUCGGCUUCCAAAGAGCUCGAAGCAAUAGCCAGUCACAUUCUAGAUCAGAAAACGCUAAACACAGACAAGCUAACGGCUCUGAAUAAGGAACGGUCGCAAAUGGACAUAUACAGCAUAGAUUACAUUUUGGAUGAGCGCAAGGCAGACCUGGAGCCUUGGAUGCUUGUAGGUAUUAUUGUCAGCGAGCGCCAAUUCUGCUACAAAACGGAAAAGGGCUGGUACACUUUUGUCUACGAGCUGGAAGAAGGGAAGAAUUUCACCAUAUCAGAGUCCACCUUUGAGACCAUCAGAGACCAGAUAAGGGAUUACUCAGCGGAUAGCUUUGAUACCGGUAUGGUGCUGCUGUACGUGAGAAAGUCUCUUUUGACCAGCACACCGCCGAUAAUAAACGAGAAGCUGAAGCAGUUCAUCAGCACGGAUAACGACAAAGUGACACAGGACUACGAAGCGUUUAUGGCACAGCAGCCAAAGAAGAAAGAAGACAGCUACGUUCUGGUGGACAUGUGA
Molecule: messenger RNA, 1689 nt
Organism: Ogataea haglerorum
Lineage: Eukaryota; Fungi; Ascomycota; Pichiomycetes; Pichiales; Pichiaceae
Exons: 1
Coding region: 1-1689 (562 amino acids)
Biological process (GO): protein deubiquitination
Cellular component (GO): nucleus; cytosol
Molecular function (GO): protein binding
Source: RefSeq, a predicted model, not a curated record